AUGCCACGAAAGACCUCUUCCGCAAAUACUCCCUCGAAGCCAGCGUGGAAGCGCAAGCGUGCCCGUGUUUCCACUUUGAUGCGAAGGGAAAUCUGCACUUACAAGCGAGACCACCCAAAUGCGACGCACGAAGCAAUUGGUCGCAUAUUCAAGGUGGCUAGGACUACUGUAGGCCGUACACUGAAGGACAAGGCUAGUUUGCGCCGCUUCGGCAAUCUAGAGAGUAAUUUGAAGCGCUGGGCAAAUCGGCGCUUCUUUGAGAAGAAACUCAUCACGGACAAGGACAUUAUCGCUGAGGCCAAAGAAAUUCGUGAGAGGUCUGACAGUACAGUUAAAGGCGUAUUUAAGGCGAGCAAAACGUGGCUCAAGAACUUCAAGCGUUACGAAGGCAUUGCCAAAGAAGUCAUUUUUUCCGACGCUCAGAUAUACGAGUGGUCGGGCGCCUUUGGUUUUUUAGGUUCAACAGAUCCACACCCUGCCUGUAGGAUGGCCGCAGAUAUCCUCAGCAGGUACCCGGGCAACCUAGACGUCCUCCAUGAUCCGAAUUACACACCACCAGCUGUCUCUGAUCUCUACCCUAAGCAGGUAGAUCAUCAUGUCGUUGACCUAGCGGAGUUAUCAGCCAUGAUAUCGCGCACGCCGACACCGGAACCGGAACCGUCUACUGUUACAGAAUGCGUCCCCGAGCGGAUCGUACACUCCACCGUGGAUCCCAUCGCUUUCGCAGCUGGUAUUUCCCGGAUCCCAACUCCAGACCCCUUGGCCGAGUCUCCGGUGGCGGCGGUGUAUCCCGUCCUUGCAUUUGCAACCACGAUUUCUCGAACACCAUCACCAGAUCUGCACAUGAUGAGCGAGAGACAUCAGGCUGAUCCUUCGCCAGGCCCUGACGCUGUUCUUGUCGGUCAUCCAGGAGAGGAAUGA
Molecule: messenger RNA, 921 nt
Organism: Postia placenta MAD-698-R-SB12
Lineage: Eukaryota; Fungi; Basidiomycota; Agaricomycetes; Polyporales; Adustoporiaceae
Exons: 2
Coding region: 1-921 (306 amino acids)
Source: RefSeq, a predicted model, not a curated record